AUGAAGGAAUGCUGCAUCUGUGAGUUUCAGACUGUGGAGGUCCAGUCUGGUGAAGAUGUCACUCUGCUCUGCUUUAACUUAACCAAAGAUCCUUCUCAGACUGACUGGUUCAGAGUGGUCAACAGCUCCAAAGUCAGCUGUAUCUCCUCCAUGUUUGGUUCUGGUGGUGAUCCUUCACUCUGUCGUGGAUUUGAAGGUGGAAAAUUUGCAAUGAGUUCCAACAACAGCUUUGUGUCUCUGAAAAUCAGUGGAGUGAAUGAGUCUGACUCUGGACUGUAUUUCUGUGGAUUCUAUGUAAACAAACAUACAAUCAUUGGAGAUGUUACACAACUGAUCAUUAAAGGUAAGAUCCUGAUCAUGUCUGAUCUCUUCCUAUGUAUCAAUUUAAGAAUGUCCUCCAUGAUUCUUCAUUACAGGCGAGAACAUGCGAGCAUGGACCUGCUGACUGUGAUCCUGGCUGCUCUGACUGUCCUCCUCUCUGCAGUCAUUGUUGUUCUGGCUGUAAAAUUCAGGAAACUUCUCACAGCUGUACGAAAAGAAGAAGAAAACACAAAGAAUCGGGACUCGGAUGAUCUGAACUACGCUGCUCUGAGUUUCCAGCAGAAAGCAAAGAGAGGCGGCAGGUCUCCAUCGGAAAGAGAGCUGCAGCCACAUGUGCUGUAUGCUGCCACUCGGUAGAGUCAGGAAGAAGGUGGAACUGCAGCUCAGCUUCGUACCCAAGUUGUUUGCUUGUGUCUUUUUUUAUCUGAUCCAUCUGACUCAUUGUUCAAUGCCUGUUUGAAGACGGACAGAUCAGAAUAAGUUGUGACUCGUGUCAGUACUGAGGCUAUAAGGGGGGAGGGGGCUCUGUUGCUUUGUUUUUCUGUGUCAUUUAGCCAGUAUGUCAUUGGACUGUGUCAUCACAUGUGCAAUCAGAACCUCCUCAACAGGCAGAAACUAAAUGUGCUUCAAUUUCAUUUAUAAUUCUUAACAUUUUGUUUUCCAACUCCAGAACUCUACCAGACAUCAUAUUUACUUUUCUGUGUGAACUGAAUGUUUGAAUAUAAUCUCAGUAAAAAUGGCAAACAUUUUUGAACUUUAUUACAAACUGCAUCUAACCGUUAAAUAAGGAGCAAAGAAAACAGGAAAUGGUUAUUAAAAAAAAAAA
This is a messenger RNA of Oryzias melastigma (Indian medaka), 1147 nucleotides long. RefSeq lists its product as uncharacterized. The record is from RefSeq and is a predicted model, not a curated record. The transcript has 5 exons. Gene Ontology annotation, biological process: response to bacterium. Bases 1 to 678 code for a protein of 225 amino acids. Lineage: Eukaryota; Metazoa; Chordata; Actinopteri; Beloniformes; Adrianichthyidae.